This is a messenger RNA of Ilex paraguariensis (yerba mate), 381 nucleotides long. Lineage: Eukaryota; Viridiplantae; Streptophyta; Magnoliopsida; Aquifoliales; Aquifoliaceae. The record is from the annotation of a GenBank genome assembly.
AUGCCAUGGUUGGUUAUUUGGAAGAACCCAAUGGUUGAGGAGGCGGGACGAAUCUGGUCAACCACAAUUGAGCGGGUGCUAGAGAGGUCGAUGAUGGGUAGUGAUAAUUUGGCGUUUCGGGUUAAGGAUUUUGGGUUGGGCGAGUUUUGGGGUGGAUGGUGGAAAAUGCGAGGGAUGGUGGUGAGGUCAGAAUCAACGAGGCCUUUCACUCCAGUUUGGAUUCAUCUAACUUCUUCGCUUCUUCAAGUCUGUUGUAGUCUUGGGCUGGACGAUGGAUGGGGUAAACGAAAUGUGUGGGGGUUGCGUGGGACGCAAAGGGACAAGAUGCGUUUUGUAUUUAUUGUGGGAGAAUCGUUGACUAUUGACAUUACAAUCACUUAA